CAGCCAUUAUCUCAAUUCUCUGCCAUAUUUCAUAGCGUUGCUUCUUCCAUAAUAUAAUUAUCUAUUUCACAUGUCUACUAAUUAGUUCAUGUUUGUUGUUGUUAGUUGUUGGUUUCUUCUUAAUUAGUACACCCUUUUGUCCUCUUGGAUUAACUAACCGGUAAGUUAAGUUUCUAAUCACCAAAUUAAAGGCCCUUAGUUUAAUUAAUUACUAGACCUAUGGAUUUGUGUGUAUUUAUAUAUAUUCAAUUUGUUUAAUUAGAUUUGGAUAUAUUGAACUCUCCUUGUUAUUUGUUUUAGGUUAAUUUAAUUUGUGUUAGUUUUUGUUGAUGCAGAUCAUUGUUAGCCCUAAUAGAGAUUAGAAUUAUAUAAUUAAGCUUAAGUAGGUAUUAUUAUGAGUUAAUCACUUAAUUAGUCUAUAAUUAAGGACAUGUGAUAUAAAUAAUUGAAAUUCUCAUCACAUUUUGAAAAUUUUCUUUAGAGUUAGCAACAAAAGAUUUAUGAAAUGGAAUCCAACAAUGAACUAGGUAGUGGCAUGUUCUCUGUCAUAGGUUCUAGUUUCUUAGGAUUAGAUCAUAAUAAUAAUAAUAAUAAUAAUAAUAAUAACCCUUCACAACAACAACAAAAUCUUCAACAUAGAAACCAACCCAAAAUGGUUCAGUUUGGUUCUUCUUCUUCUUCUUCUCAUCACCAACAAAUCAAUUAUGAUAAUAAUAAUAAUUCAUCCAAGAACAAACACCAACAAGGUUCUCUAAGUGAUGAAGAUGAACAAGGAUUCAAUAAUAUAGAUGUUGAUGAGAGUAAUAGUAACAAGAUGAAGAACAUUAGUAGUAGUAUCUCACCAUGGCAGAGAAUGAAAUGGACUAGUACCAUGGUUAGGCUCUUGAUAAUGGCUGUUUACUACAUUGGUGAUGAAACAAGUACUGAUCCAAAUGGGAAGAAAAAGAUGAUGAUGAACAAGCAAGGAGGGGGGUUGAUUCUUCAGAACAAGAAAGGGAAGUGGAAAUCAGUGUCAAGAGCAAUGAUGGAGAAAGGUUUCUAUGUUUCACCUCAACAAUGUGAGGACAAGUUCAAUGAUCUGAACAAGAGGUACAAGAGGGUCAAUGAUGUUCUUGGAAGAGUAACAGCUUGCAAGGUUGUUGAGAAUCAAAAGUUGUUGGAAACAAUGGAUCACUUGUCACCAAAGGCCAAAGAAGAAGUGAGAAAGUUGCUGAAUUCAAAGCACCUUUUCUUUAGAGAAAUGUGUGCUUAUCAUAAUAGUUUUGGCCAUGGUGGUGAUAAUGCAUCUCAAUCUCAAUUACAACAUGAACAAGGAGAGAAAGAAAAGGAAGAAAGAUGCUUUCAUUCUUCUUCUAAGUUGAAAAUAGGGUGUGAAGAAGAGGAUCAUAAUGAUGAUAGUGGUGACGACGACGAUGACGACGAUUCUGAGAACUAUUUUGAUGAGGAUGAAGAUGAAUUAGGAGAAGGUGGUUCAAAGGGUCAUCAUGAUCAUCAUCAUGAUCAUAAUAAGAGGCAAAAGAAAUCAUCAUCAUGUGAAUUGAUGAAAUUAAGGAGUAAGAUAGUGAAGUUAGAGGAGAAGCAAAUAAGGCAUGAGGGACAAGGGUUUGAGAUUGAGAAAGAAAGAAUGAAAUGGAGAAAGUAUAGUAGCAAGAAGGAGAGGGAGAUGGAGAGAGCAAAGUUUGAGAAUCAAAGGAGAAGGUUAGAGAUUGAGAGAAUGAUUUUGAUCAUUCACCAAAAGGAACUUGAAUUGCAACAUCAACAGCAUCAAUAGCAUUAUUUUGUUCCUUAGUUUGUUAAUUGGGAAGUGUAAUAAACCAGUAUUGAGUUGGUUAUGAAUAUAAAAAGUUAAUGAGGUUCCUACAAAAGAAAACACGCCCGGUGGGACUCGAACCCACAAUCGCCUGAUUAGAAGUCAGGCGCCUUAUCCAUUAGGCCACGAGCGCUUUAUAUUUUCCUGCUUCAUAAAUUACUUAUGUGUGUGU
This is a messenger RNA of Arachis duranensis, 1982 nucleotides long. RefSeq lists its product as uncharacterized. NCBI's taxonomy places the organism in Eukaryota, Viridiplantae, Streptophyta, Magnoliopsida, Fabales, Fabaceae. The coding region runs from base 506 to 1771 and encodes 421 amino acids. The record is from RefSeq and is a predicted model, not a curated record. The transcript has 3 exons.